AUGACAGCAACACGUAGAAGACAACAACAAACUUCAACAACCAUAUCAUCAACAUCAUCACCAGAUAAAGAUAUAAAGAAUAUAAUCAAAAAGAAAAAGAGUAAUAAUAAUGAAGGAGGAUUAGGUAAACAAGUAGAAGUAGUAGAUCAAGCAGGAACAACAAUGGAAAUGGAUACAGAAGAUGAAGAACAAUAUGACGACGAUGACCAAGACUACGAUCAAGAUGAUGAUCAAGAUGAAUCUGAUUUAAUUGAUGAUGAUCAUCAUACACAUAAUGGAAAUGGUCAUGGAGAAGAAGAAGAAGAAGAAGAAGAAGAAGAAGAAGAAGAAAAUGAUGAUGAAGAAGAAAAAGAAGAAGUUUCCUCAAAAGUUAAUAAUAACAAUAAUAAUGGAACCAAAUCAAUUUAUUAUGAUACCGAUCAUUUAAAGAAUAUUACUCCUUUAUUAUCUCAAAGAGGUCAAUUAAAUCAUCGUAUCAAUACUGCAUCAUCGUACAAUGGAGGAGAUGGAGGUGACUUGGAUUCACCAACAACAAACUACAAGAAAAAGGAAUUUGAUUUGGAUGUUGACAACAAUCAUCAAAGAGAGAAACCAAACCAUGGUGAAUUUGACCAUCUACCAGAGACAUCCAAUUCUUGGAUACCAUCUAUUCUAGCUGUAUUCCUCAUCACUGUAUUUUUUACAUUUUGUGUUGGUAUGGGUUCUCAUGGUCCAACUUCAAGUUCAGGACUAUUUAGAAAACAACAAAUUGAUAAGAGUAUAUUUAAUAGACCUGAAUUUAAUGAAACCUUUUUAAAAGAGGUAAAGUUGUCGUUGGUGGAUGGCGACAAGGUUGGAGAUCAUGUUGGUGUGUUGACACAUGCAUUUGCAUACUGCUUUAUCAAGGAUCCCAUGUGCGUCAAAUGGCUGUCGAUGGAGAACUACCAGAACCCAGACUCCAACAACAAGGAGGACUUGAAACUAGACGUACUGUCAGUGUCUGGUAAAUGUGAUCGUGCCAUCUUUAUCAUCGAGUACAAGCAGCCUGAACUACUCAGUAUGCUUGAAUCCAUGUUGGACGGUACUGCCAUGUCAUCUCCACGAGACACCAACUCUUUUACUCUAAAUCAUACAUUUAUAGUUUUAUCUGAAUUGGGUCAAAAUCCUUUGGAAGAUGAUGAUGACACUAACAAUAAUAAUAAUAACAAUCAACAUAAUGACAACCAACAUGACAAAUUACCAGCAUUGACCCAAGAGUUUUAUAGUCAUUCUGAAAAACAAAAGAUGGAUGCUGUAUUGGAUAUAUCAAAGGUUCGCGAAGCAUUGGUUAGCAAGAUGACAGUGAUUGCCAAGACUGAGAAUCAACAUCGUCUCAUUACUCGAUUCAAAACAAUGAUACCAUUCAUCGACCUUGAAUUACCACAUACCGAACAAUGGCAAGAAAUUGAAAAUCAUUCAACCAACUAA
Messenger RNA from Cavenderia fasciculata, 1446 nucleotides. RefSeq lists its product as uncharacterized. The transcript has 3 exons. NCBI's taxonomy places the organism in Eukaryota, Evosea, Eumycetozoa, Acytosteliales, Cavenderiaceae. Bases 1 to 1446 code for a protein of 481 amino acids. The record is from RefSeq and is a predicted model, not a curated record.